This is a messenger RNA of Knipowitschia caucasica, 1479 nucleotides long. NCBI's taxonomy places the organism in Eukaryota, Metazoa, Chordata, Actinopteri, Gobiiformes, Gobiidae. The record is from the annotation of a GenBank genome assembly.
AUGGCGGCCCUCAAAGCCCUUUGCAGAGCGGAGAGUUUAUUCUUCCAUAACACCAGUGGUCCCCGCAGAAUCUCAUUACACCUCUACAAGCACCCACUGAGCAAGGCAACAUGCUGCCACUUUUCGACUUCCUCCCAACGAAAAUCAAAGUUCUACUCAGACCCCACAGAGGCAGUCAAAGACAUCCCCAACGGUGCGACCAUUCUAGUGGGAGGGUUCGGGCUCUGUGGGAUUCCAGAGAACCUCAUUAAUAGUCUGUUAAAGACUGGAGUGAAAAGUUUAACUGCAGUCAGUAAUAACGCAGGAGUUGAUAACUUCGGCCUGGGCCUUCUUCUUCAAACCAAACAGAUCAAGCGUAUGAUUGCCUCGUACGUGGGAGAGAACGCAGAGUUUGAGAGGCAGUAUUUGACCGGAGAGCUGGAAGUGGAGCUCACACCUCAGGGUACUCUGGCAGAGCGCAUCCGAGCCGGAGGAGCCGGGGUCCCAGCCUUCUUCACAGCCACAGGGUACGGGACCCUGAUCCAAGAGGGAGGCUCCCCCAUCAAGUACAGCAAGGAUGGAACCAUUGAAAUCCCCAGUGAGCCACGAGAGGUGCGAGAGUUCAACGGUAGACACUACAUCAUGGAGAAAGCCAUCAUCGGAGACUUUGCCCUGGUCAAAGCCUGGAAGGCAGACAGAGCUGGAAAUGUAGUUUUUAGAAAAACUGCAAGAAACUUCAAUCAACCCAUGUGCAAAGCUGCAAAAGUCACAAUUGUUGAGGUGGAGGAGGUGGUGGACGUGGGGACGUUUGCUGCAGAAGAUAUCCACAUCCCCAGCAUCUACGUGAACAGAGUCGUAGAGGGCGGAAGCUACGAGAAGAGGAUUGAGAAACGCACAGUCAAGAAAAGUCAGACGGAAAAACCCAAACCAAAGAAAGACUCUGAUAUCGUUCGGGAGAGAAUCAUUUGCCGAGCCGCUCUGGAGUUUGAAGAUGGAAUGUAUGCCAACCUAGGUAUUGGAAUUCCAAUGUUGGCGAGCAAUUUUAUCAAAGGAGACAUCACAGUUCAUCUUCAAAGUGAGAAUGGCAUUUUGGGGCUGGGUCCAUACCCCUCUGAAGAAGAGGUGGAUGCAGAUCUCAUCAAUGCAGGGAAGGAGACCGUGACUGUGCUUCCUGGUGCAGCCUACUUUUCCAGUGAUGAGUCCUUUGCCAUGAUCCGAGGGGGUCACGUCAACUUGACAAUGCUGGGAGCCAUGCAGGUUUCAAAAUACGGAGAUCUGGCCAACUGGAUGAUCCCGGGCAAGAUGGUGAAGGGGAUGGGAGGUGCCAUGGAUCUGGUGGCCAGCGCAGGGACGAAGGUAGUGGUCACCAUGGAACACUCUGCUAAGGGAGGAAAACACAAAAUAUUGGACGAAUGCAUUUUGCCUUUAACGGGGAAGCAGUGUGUGGAUCGCAUCAUCACUGAAAAGGUGUGUAUGGUUUUCUUCAGCAGACGCGGGUGA